Haliotis rufescens (red abalone) is the source of this 3075-nucleotide messenger RNA. Its product is annotated as alpha-soluble NSF attachment protein-like. The coding region runs from base 128 to 1006 and encodes 292 amino acids. Gene Ontology annotation, molecular function: syntaxin binding; soluble NSF attachment protein activity. The record is from RefSeq and is a predicted model, not a curated record. Gene Ontology annotation, biological process: intracellular protein transport; SNARE complex disassembly. The transcript is spliced from 9 exons. Gene Ontology annotation, cellular component: vacuolar membrane; SNARE complex. Lineage: Eukaryota; Metazoa; Mollusca; Gastropoda; Lepetellida; Haliotidae.
UGUGUGGUGGGAGUAAAGGAAGUGACGUGAAUUUCGCGAUGUAUUUAUGCCUCUAAAAGAUUAUUAUUAAAUCUGUGAUAUAUUAAGAUAAAUAUAGGGGUAACAUUGACACAGUUGAGCAGACAAGAUGGGUGACGCAGAACAGAAAGGAAUUAUGUUGAUGCAGGAGGCGGAGAAGAAACAGAAAGGGGCGAAAGGUUUCUUGGGAAAUUUGUUUGGUGGCUCAAGCAAGAUAGAAGAAGCAGCAGAACUGUAUGUGCGUGCAGCAAAUUCCUUCAAGAUGGCCAAGAAGUGGGCAGCUGCUGGUGAAUCAUUUUGCCGAGCAGGCCAACUACAGAUAGAACUCGGCAGCAAACAUGAAGCUGCCACACAUUAUGUAGAUGCAGGAAACUGUUACAGGAAAGGGGAUCCUAAUGAGGCAAUCAAAAGUUUACAUCAAGCAGUAACAAUCUACACAGAUAUGGGGAGGUUUACGAUUGCAGCCAAACACCACAUCACCAUUGCAGAGAUCUAUGAAACUGAACUAGUCGAUAUUGAACAAGCCAUCGCCAACUAUGAGCAGGCUGCUGACUACUACAAGGGAGAAGAGUCUAACAGUUCCGCCAAUAAAUGCCUAUUGAAGGUUGCACAGUUUUCAGCUCAAUUAGAAAAUUAUGAAAAAGCUGUGGAGAUUUAUGAACAGGUUGGCAUAUCGGCAAUGGACAACUCGUUGUUGAAGUACAGUGCCAAAGACCACUUCUUCCGUGCAGCGGUGUGUCACAUGUGUCUGGACCAGGUCAAUGCCCAGAUAUGUAUUCAGAAGUACGAGGACAUGUUUCCAGCCUUUUCUGAAUCGAGGGAGUGUAAACUCGUUAAGUCGCUGUUGAAGGCGUGCGAGGAGGAGAAUGUGGAUGCAUUUACCCAGUCUCUUCAGGAGUUCGACAGUAUUUCCCGCCUCGACCAAUGGCUGACCACCAUGCUCCUCCGGGUCAAGAAAUCAAUAUCAGCAGAACCUGAUCUGCUCUGAGUGAAGAAACAUGGCCGUGGUGGCACCCUGAUCAUGCAAUAUAGCCCAGCAUAGAGAACUAUUAUUGUUACAUAGGUUAGGCGUCAUCGUAGACCUAUAGCCAGUGUCUAGCACACAGCUUCACAUAAGGGUGUGCAGGGGGAUCAUCUGUUUGGGAUGUAGGGGGGUGUUACUUAAUGAUAUCAGGAUGAACUGCUGCAACGCAAGAUCCAUGUGAUAGCAUGUUUGCAACAUUUACUGAUUUAUAGUCUUCAGGAUUAGUUUGAUUUUCUGUAAAUGUUACUAAGUUUCUUCGGUGGCCCUGUCAUCUUUUAACUUUAAUGGUUGGGUGUAACUCAGAAUAGUGAGUUUGAUUCCCUACCAGUUGCAAUAUGAGACGCAAAUCCUUGGUGCUCGUACUGUAAGUAUGGCUUCUAUUUUGCUCACAGCAUUAAACUUACAUUCUCACUUUAAUUUAAUCAAAUCUGUUCAAUUAUGAGGUCCCAUGUGCACCCUUGUUUGUCUUGAACAUUUUUGUCCUCUUGGAUGAAACCUAAGAUUGUCUCAACACGAGACUUUGUUGUCACGAACAGAAACAUUUCCAAGGAGGGUCUUGUCAGAUGGUUAUUGCUGAUCAGGUUAUUGUGUUUAUUUGUAUGAUUCUGUGAAACUUUGUAUAUAAUCUACAUUUCCAUAUUGCUGUAUAAUUUAUUGAUCAGGACAUUCAUUGCUGCCUGUCACAGGUGACUGUUUUGUGUGUAGAUAGAUUAGUAGCGUUGAGAUUGUAGACUACAGUAAACAAGUACACACUUUGCCAUAGUGUGAGUCAAAACUUUUUAUAUUGCCAAGUCACGUCUUUUCUUGAAUUUGUUGUCUUGCUCGGCACAAAAAAUGAAACACUGCUGAUAUGGCAAAACAAACGUGACAGUGAUUAAUUGGCAUGUUAAGUAGAAAUCUUUGACUCAGCUUUUGUUUUUACAUGGUAAGGCCGUACUAAAUCAUAUUCUUGUUGUACAGUACUGGCUCAUCUAAAUUUUUAGAAAAAAUAAUAUAGGAGUGAAAAUGGGUUUUUAAGGAUCUUUUUGUUCAUAUUUUUGUGAAACAUACUUUAGGAAGUAUAAACAUGCAAUGAACUAGACAACAUGUUUUUCUCCUCUCUCAUGGCAUAUCGACCAUGUAAAUAUGUAAAACUAGAAAGGUAUUUUGGGUUGGCCAAAUUGUUUCUUUACAUAUCGCAUGUACAUGUUGUGAAAUGUUUCUGUUGUACCAUGCAGUGGCUCAACUCUCCUACACACUGGAUCUUUGAGACAUUGUGUAUGAGCUAUAUCACUGUGUUAGCCCUUGUUACUCUAGGUACAGAUGGCGGAUUAGCUCGGUUGCAAGUGGGUCAUAUGUAUAGAAACAGUACUGAAAUCUUGCUGAUAAUAGUCUUUGGCCAUUUUCCUUGUUCUGCAUGGAUUCAACUGUUACAUGAAACUGUUGAUUAAAUGGUAAUGUGUCAAUAUUUCCUGAGGUGGAACGACUCCAAGAUGCACUGAUACAUGACUCAUGAUAUGAUGCAAAGUUUUGUGCAUGGUGAGAUGGUAAUAAAUUCUUAAACUGUUUCCAGCUCAUUUUCACAUUGUCCGUUAUUUCCUUUCCAUGUUACCUGUUGUUAGUUCUAGCUAUUGUUCAGUCUUGACUGGCAACCAACUAUUCGGUAUUCCAAAAGGUAUGUUUGCUGUUAAUGUCAGUCAUUAUCAUGAGUAUGUAUCACUGUGGUAUUGUGUCCUCAGUCAGAUAUAGUACCCAGUUUCCCUGUAUUGCUGCAGCCUACUGUUCCAGUAUGAAUGCUGUGGAGAGUGGUGCCCAUGGAAACGAAGGUUUUAAUUGACUACGUUUGUGAUAUUUGAUGAUCAUUGUGAUUCGUCUGUAAUUGUUAUUGAGAUACCGUUCUUUACUCUCCCAUUCCUGACAUUGUGAAAUAUUAUAAUGGAUGGUUUACCUAAUCAUGUCCAGUCGAUCAUUUUGCAUUUUGAUAUUGAUGUAGACUUGCAGAUAAUUCUCCAUCUAGUUAAUUCCUCAACGUAAAGAAUAAACACUUAAAUCUU